AUUUCUUAUUCAUUGUUAUCCCGUUCAUCAACUUUUAUCAUUAUGAUUCACAUAUUUUUCUUCCUCUUUUUUCCCUCCAUCGAUGCCAGAAGAACUGAGAAUCUUUGUGUGCAUCGUCAUUAUAAAAUUUGAGCGAUGACUGACUCACAACAAAGAAAAGAAGAAAAUAAUUUUUGUUUUCCGUGUUUUGUUUGUGUUUUUGAUUGUGGAAAUUUGUUCAAAACAAAUCAGAAUUUGUUGAUGGAAAAUGAAAAUGAAAUGAAAAAUAUUUUUGUGACUAGUUUUUGUCGUUGUUUGAUGACAAUUUGUUGACAUUAAUGUGUUAUGAGAGAAAGUUUGGUAGCAUGGGAGUAGCAGUGGUGAAAACAAGAACAUUAGCCUUUGAUUUUAAGCAAAAAUAGGCAGAAAUUUCCAACUUAUUAAUCAAAAAUUCGAAAAUUGAAUUUUAUAGCAAAAUUUUCAAGUUUAUAGCAAACUUCUCAGAAAUUUUAUAACAUAAUUCACAAUUUUAUAGCAAAAGAUAAUGGAUUCACAAAGUGCUUUGAAGUUAACAAAAUAAGAAUCAAGUGAUAGAAAUAUUAAAACUGGACAUUAAAAAACAAAAAAAAAACAACAAAUUUUCUACCCCAAAUAACCCAAGAAACAAUCCCAAAAAAGUUCAAAAAUGCCCCAACAACUCGAUGGAAAUGCAACACAAAACUUUAUCGAUACAACGAUCAACCGUUCACUGGAAUUUGUGUCGACAACAAUAAAUCAAGUUCUCGAAUUGAUUUUCUGUCUGCUUGCUGUCAUCACACUCGCACGACUUGUCAGCAUUUUCUAUACUCGAAGGCCGGAAAAUGUAGAAAAUGAGCCAGAAAAAGUCGAGGAAGUGACAAAAGUGACAGAAAAGGCCGAAGUUGAGGAGAAAAUUGAACAACCGGAACCAAAAGUGGAGUCGAAACUACUAUCAGGAUGGGAAAGUGAGUCAAUCAUUGACGUUAAACAGCCACAAUUGGAAGUUCCGCAGAAAGUCAUAAAACAGCAGCUUAAAAUACCGAGACGGAAGUGCAUUAGCGUGGGUCCAGUUUUUGUGACGCCACAUUCACAAAUCGUACGAAAUAUCAAUGUUGAGGAACGUGAGGAACGAUACCGAUAUGAUAUAUUGCCCAUCAAUAGUCCCGAAUUGAAUCAAAUCGACACAGCAAUUGUUGACAUCGUUAAUGUAUCUGAGCCCCGAAGCACGCCCAUUCCAAAUGACGAAUUUCAACAAUACACCGACAGCCCAGACUCAAGUCUUUACGGAUCAGAAGACGAAGAGCAAGAGGAUGUCGCUCAGUAUCGUCGUGGUGGUUAUCAUCCAGUUCAUCUCGGCGAUAUGCUUCAUAAUCGUUAUCGUGUCGUUCGUAAACUUGGAUGGGGACACUUUUCAACCGUUUGGCUGUGCCGGGACAUUGAGGAAGAGAAAUAUGUCGCGUUAAAGGUUGUCAAGUCAGCACAACAUUAUGCCGAGACGGCGGCUGAUGAGAUAAAGUUAUUGGAAGUGAUACGAGACGCGGAUCCUUAUGAUGUGCAUCAUGAGAGAAUUGUGAAGCUGUUGAAUCAUUUCACUGUUCGUGGUGUCAAUGGUGUCCAUACGUGUCUUGUGUUUGAGGCACUUGGAUGCUCGCUUUAUAAAUUAAUUGUGAAAAAUAAUUAUCAGGGCUUGGCUAUUUCACAGGUUAAGUCUAUUAUUAAACAGGUACUACAAGGACUUGAUUAUCUCCAUACAAAAUGUCAUAUUAUACAUACGGAUGUAAAACCAGAAAAUAUUCUCAUUGUGAUGGAUAAUGCGGCUGCCAUAAAUCAACAAAUUGAUGAAGCUAUUAAGGAUUUGAAGGGGCGAGGCUAUGGUGCUCACUGGUUUCCGGAUUCUUAUGGUAAAUUUUGA
Messenger RNA from Chironomus riparius, 1909 nucleotides. NCBI's taxonomy places the organism in Eukaryota, Metazoa, Arthropoda, Insecta, Diptera, Chironomidae. The record is from the annotation of a GenBank genome assembly.